UUAUCUAAUCUGUGACUCAUUCAUUCAAAAAACUCACGAAUGAACUAUUCCAAUAGGAAUGAAACUCCCAAUCAAUCAAUUCAAAAGAAUUUCGUGACGAUUGCCAACCGAUCGAAUAAACAAUAUUAAAACGAACUCUCGAUUUCGUAGUGUAUAUUGCUCAAAUUGUGUUGCGUGCGUGUUUGUUUGUUCAUUUUUUACACAUCAGCUGUAAAUAUCACAUGAGCAACUGUGUCGCGGUGACCAUAUUGUGUGCCUAUACCCGCGGACCCUUGCAACAAAGAUUGUAACAAUAUUUACUUUUAUCAAAACCUUAUCGUAAUUCAGGUUGUUUAAGUGAUUUCAUAGUAUUGCUGACGUCCGUCCGCGCGUAAUUAACUCAGAUAUGGCAAUGAGCGAGACAACGCUAUCCAAAUGUCACAAAAUUUUCAACCGUCGACCCGCCGACUUGUGUACAAUGUGAUUUUCCAAAAAUAAGUUGAUAAAUUAACUAAAAUCUGUAAAUGUAAGUGUGUAAUAGUGUUUCUAAGUGUCAAAAAACGCAUUCCGUUCAUAUUUCGUGCUCAAAAUCGUGUAAAAAUAUCUCUGUGCUGUGCUCAAAACAUCCAGUUCCUUGAAAAUGGCUAGUGACUCAAAAUACGUCCAUUAUUGCAUACAGUGAAUUGAAUAAGUGCUUUCUUAGUGCAAAAUAGUAUUUUCAACUUAGUUUUCUACUAAUAAUGCUAACGAGAAAUUGGCGCGUGUGAAUAGUGUUAACCAACGCCAUCUAUUGUGCAAUGGAUUGAGUGAUUUUUCGUGGAGUUGUGUACAACGCCAUCUGUUAUUGAGUAGCGGCAAUGUUUAGUACCUGAUAUUGCCAUGGAGGCCGGUUUCAUACCGGUUAGUGCCGGCAAUGGCGGUAAUGCGCCGCAAGUUAACUCCGUGGUGGCGCCACCGGCUAAUGUUAUUCGCGCGCCGGGUUUGAAGCGCGGGAAAAUGGAAGAAGCUAUAUCGGAUCGGAUAAAGUUGGAGAGCGUCCUCGGGCUGACGGUUGGCAGUAACGCUGCUCUCGACUGCGAUCCGAACACCGAACUAGUUGCAUAUCCGGCAGGAUGCACGGUGGUCCUGUACAACGUGAGGAAGAACAGGCAGACGCACGUGUUGAACGCGUGCCGCAAGAGUGUCACCUGCGUGGCGUUCUCCCCCGACGGCCGCUACCUCGCCACGGGGGAGUGCGGACAUGCCCCCGCCGUCAGGGUGUGGGAUCUACAGGAUCCCACGGCAUCUGGUGCGGUACAGAUAGCUGAGUUCAUUGGGCACACGCAUGGCGUGAGUUGUGUUGCAUUCUCGACAUCAUCCAAGUACCUGGUGUCGAUAGGGUCGCAGCAUGACAUGAUCGUAAACGUCUGGGACUGGCGAGCUAACCUCAAGCUGGCUAGCAAUAAGGUGUCGUCUCGUGUGAAAGCUGUGAGUUUCUCAGAGAACGGCAACUACUUCGUGACGGUCGGCUUCAGGCACGUCAAGUUCUGGUAUCUCGAGUACUCUAGGAAUGCUAAGUUCAAGGAACCAGUUCCCCUGAUGGGUCGGUCUGCGAUCCUGGGCGAGCAGAAGGACAACGAGUUCUGCGACGUGGUGUGCGGGCGCGGCGCGGCCGGGGACUCCACGUACUGCAUCACGCGCGGCGGACUGCUCUGCGAGUUCAACAGCCGCCGCCUGCUCGACAAGUGGGUGGAGCUCCGGACGACGUCAGCGAACUGCAUGGCGAUAGGCUCCAACUACAUAUUCGUGGGGUGCGCCGAGGGCAUCGUGCGGUGCUUCGCCCCGGACACGCUGCAGUACGUCACCACGCUGCCGCGGACGCACUAUCUGGGGGUGGACGUCGCGCUGGGGACUAACAUCAGCCACAUGUUCACCCAGCCGUCCAACGCGCGCUACCCGGACGCGGUGGCGCUGACAUACGACGAGCGGAACCACAAGCUCACCUGCGUGUACAACGACCACAGCCUCUACGUGUGGGACGUGCGGGACAUUAAGCGGGUGGGCAAGUCCCACUCGGCGCUGUACCACUCGGCGUGCAUCUGGGGGGUGGACAUGGAGGGGGGCGCGUUCCUGUCGUGCUCCAGCGACGACACCGUGCGCCGCUGGCAGCUCGCGCCCACCGCGCCCAACAUAUACAGCAACGAGCUGAACAAAGUAUUCUACAUAGACCCCGAACUGAAAUUCCUGAAAGAUGUGGAUCUGACGGCUACUAACGAUAAGGACAAGUCCAAGUCGUAUGAUGAUAAGACUGGAGUAAGAUGCGUGCGCGUGUCCCCGGACGGGCAGCACAUAGCGUGCGGGGACCGCGCGGGGAACGUGUGGGUGCACUCCGCGGCCGGGGCCCUGCUGCACACGCUGGAGGCUCAUGAUGCAGAGGUCCUGUGUCUGGAGUACAGCGCCCGGCCCCGCCUGCUGGCCUCCGCGUCCCGGGACCGGCUCAUACAUGUCUUCCAAGUUGACCGGGGCUACCAGAUAAUGCAGACGCUGGACGAGCACUCGUCCUCCAUCACGGCGGUCCGGUUCCUCAGCUCCGGGGCCGGGCUGCAGAUGGUGUCCUGCGGCGCUGACAAAACUAUACUCUUCAGGCAGCUUAGACAUUCCCAAGACGGCGGCUACCAGUUCCAGCGCGGGCAGAACGUGUCGGGGCGCACGACGCUGUACGACAUGGAGGUGGACGCGGGGGGCCGCCACAUCCUCACGGCCUGCCAGGACCGCAACGUGCGCGUCUACAGCGCCGCGCACGGACGGCACACCAAGACCUUCCGCGGAACUACGGCUGAAGACGGGACGCUUAUCAAGGUGGCCCUGGACAACAGCGGCAUCUACCUGGCGACGUCGAGCACGGACAAGAUCCUCAGCGUGUACGACUACUACUCGGGCGAGUGCAUGGCCACCAUGUACGGACACUCCGAGAUCGUCACCGGACUCAAGUUCACCCCGGACUGCCAGCACCUGAUCUCGGCGUCGGGCGACGGCUGCAUCUUCGUGUGGAGGGUGCCGCACGACAUGGUGGUCACCAUGCGGGCCCGGCUCGCCCAGCAGGCUAUACGGCAGGGCAAGAAAGUAUCGUCCGCCAGCAACGGCAUGUCGGGGCUGGACAGCGAGAGCGACCCCCACUUCGGGUCCCCCCCGCGCGAGCUGCCCUACGACGACAACAAGUUCGGCCCCCCCGUCGUGCCCGACUACACUCUCCGCAUCGGCCGGCUCCCUACGUGGGCUAAGAAGAGUUUGGGCGACGACGCCAGCACCGGGGACACCCCCGCGCCCGACCCCCCCGCUAGGGGGAAGUGGGCAACGAGGAUCAACCCGAAUACAGAAAAACGCGGCGACUCCGACGGGUCUAAGGACAGCUCGCUAGACAGCGGUACCGAUACCAGAUAUAUAGACAAGCGGAAAGACCAGGCCGGGAUCAAACAGAGACCGAAAUCGCUCAACUUGUCCCAACUGCCUCGCGUCGAAGCGUUGUUCCGCAACUUCGAUGCGACCAUGAGGAAAACCUACGAUAUUCUCACUAUCUCGCCAAGGGUGGAAAAGGUUACGAUAAAUUUGUCAAAAAGUCGCACGCCCGAGGCGCGGACGCGACACCACACUGACGAUUCUUCGCUCGGCAGUUUUAAAUAUGAGGAUCAGGAGUCGACGGAGCACGAUGGUGACAUCGAGGAUAUAUCUGAUGGUGAGAGGACCUCGUCCUCCGAGCGAGGGAAUAGGCCCACCUACUAUCCUGGCAACAACGAUGAUGAGACGCCGGGAGAAUUCAUGGUGAACGCGAUGGAUGCUGACGAGCUUCGCGAGUCGAUGCGCCGCUCCAAGCGGUGGACGGGCGAGGCCAGGCUCGAACUGCCGCCGCCGCACGCCAAGCUUACCGGCACGCCGCAGGACUCGGAUGAUGAUGAGGUAUCGACGCCAUCGGGCGAUAACACGGAGCGCAACCCGUUGUCCGGUUCGUGCGAGUCGUUGGACACGGCCGGGCGCCGCGAGAAGUACAUCAAGUCCGCCUUCGACAGCCUCAGCGGCGCCGACAUGGACGCCACGCUAACUGGUGGUAAGCAGGCCAUAUGCAACACGUCCCUGUCGUCCCAGCACCUGUCCCGCGCUCCCGCGCCCCGCCCGUCCCCCGCGCCCCGCACCCCGUCCAAGAUGGUGGACCCGGAGGCUGCCAGGAGGAGGGAGGAACUCAACCGGAGGAUACUGGAGACUAGGAGGCAGUUGGAGAGUGUGGCGUUCAGAUCGAAUUUAAAAUCGAGUCAGUCGACCACAGACCUCUCCUACAUUCCGGAGAAGGAUAGCUCCCGUCGCAAUCGUCCCGUCUCCAUGGCGAUCCCAUCAAAUUCCAGACCUUACGGAAUUUUGCCGUGUCCGGAAGAGAACCUGGACAGUCUUAAUUCUAAUUACUAUGAUAGCCUGAACCCUUACUUGGACUAUAGGAACAAGAACCCCUACGCGAUACCAGCUAAUCUGAACCAUAAAAUCAUACCAGACUACCUAGACAACGUAGUCCCCUAUGUACCCCCCCAUGCGAACAUUCCGACAACGCACAACGACAAGAAAAACCCCCACUUCACCCCCUACGACACAAAACCUUUAGUUUUCAAAGAACAGUUGCCCCAAAAACCUCUAGCUUUCACUAUAGACAUGUCCAAACCUGUCCAAUCCAAGGUCUUUAACCGACUAUUCCCGGAAAAAGAGCCAAAACCCCGAAAUUUUACUCUUAAUCUAACCAAAAAUGAUGAAAAACCAGCUGUACCGAAAACUGCGAAACCAGCAAGAAGUAUAUUCAAAAAUUACAAGUCAUGCCCCGUUUCGCCCGUCUCAGAAGAAUGCAAAUGGUCUGAUAAAGCCAAUCAAAAGACCCAAAAACCUGACACCAACUCUUUAGACCCUAAAAAGAGGAACUCUCUAAGCUUCUUCGUCGGGUUUGACAACAAAAACCUCAAAGAUAACGGCAAAAGCAUUGUCGAUACUAUAAAAUCCGAUACGGAAAAAAUGAUAGCAGAGAUUACAAAGAAAUACGGAGAUUUGGACGAGUAUGAUGUAGCUAGGGGACAAGACGAUCUCGACUUAAAACCUACUAAAGAGAAGGACGAUGGAAAUUUCUCAUCAGACUCUUUAGAAGACUGUAGUCUGAGCCAAGAUGCUAGUUGCAAGAACAAACUCUACUCGAAGAAAGUGUGUAAGAAACACACUAAGACUCAGCCAAGAAGAUCUGUGUCUAACUACGAAAUCUACGGUACUGAAAAGCCUGUAGUACCAGCUAAACCAGCUUACAUAAGUAAUCAGAAGAGUUCUACUCUCCCGCGAAAUAUGCCGUCGAAUCUUGAUGAUAUAGUUGAAGACUCACUUAAAUACAAUUCUAACAUGUAUAGGUGUCAGAGUGUCCUAACCAAACGUUGUGUUACUAGGUCCAACGAAUCGGUUCUAAGUGAUAAUUCCAAUUGCUCAAGUAUUUCUAAUGAAAUAUUCCUAAAAUACGGCAAUGAAGUUGCCUUCCAGCAAGCUAAAUUUGAUGGCAGUCGAUACAAUUUGAAUGAUUCGCAAAACUGUUCCUACGAAAACAUUCAUGAUACGGAGUAUUUGGAGAAUCAUCGACAUAGUAGCGCUAGUUUCUUUUUAAACCAAAAGAAAUAUAUGAAGAAUAGUUGCAGUCAAGAAUCCGUUCUAUCGGACGAUUUCUUAGACAAUGAGAAUCAAUUAUGUAGAACAAAUUGUAACUCUCUGGAGAGUGUCCUCUCUGAUGACUCUGAAUGCACUAAAAGCGCUCCUCUAGAAAUGUUAUUCGAAGGCGCAAAGCCUAAGAAACAACAGAAGAACACUAGCAUACCACGGAACAGUAAAAGCUGUUAUGAAUUUGACAAUACCUCUAAAAGCUACGGCUCGAGUCCCAACAACGCUAAUUUUGGUUAUAUGUAUAACAAUUACUUAGGAGAAGCUUCAAGCCCUAACUACAGAGAGCCUAAACCAACCCCAGUAGUGAGCAACCCUAAACCGCCAACCACCAAAGUAUAUGGUUUCGACGUCCCAAUGGAUGGGCACAAAACGGUGACUAGAUCCAAAAGCCUGUACGAUUCAGCCUCCAAACAACCGCCCCCAGCUAAGAAUAUUGCGUAUUAUUUCGACGGAAAUAACAUACAGCAGUAUAGUAAGGAGAAAAAGCUAUGCGAUGAAAUACCAAGACUUAACAAAGCUGAUCAUAUGAGCACUACGAAGUCUCUUCAGCCGAAAUUUGCUGAUAAGUAUAAGAGUGAGAUGGACGGCUGUGAGACAAAAGCUAUGGUUAAAUCGAAAAGCUGCAGUUUUGAGGUUGUAUUAGAACCGGCGUCCAAACCGAAUCCUUUGAAAAAUUUGAUGGAAAAAAGGAAUUCUCAUGUCCAAAAGAAUUUGGAGAAAUUUGAAGAGCAAAUACGAAAGAAUACGCAGACCAAAGUUAGUAAAAACCAGUUGAAUAAGGAAAAGUCUAAUGGCAAAUAUAAUAAUGCCACCAAAAGCCUUGAAAGAGGGUCCGGACAAAAGAAUAACAAUACUAAAAUAACAAUGGAGUUUGUUCCACAUAAACCUCCGAAACCUAUCAAAAGGACUUCGUCAGUUAAAAUGAACAACAGACUCAAGGCAGGCAUAGAAAAAUCUGGACUAACGUCUUCAAUAUCUUCCCAAUAUAAGGCCAAAUUAGAUGGACUACAUAACAAGAAUUAUCUAGGUAACAAAAAGCCAGAAGAUGCGAACUCGAACAUAGAAGCAGAUAGCAGUGAAAAACAUUUUGACGUAUUUGUUAAAGAAAAAGACGUUAAUGAGAACAAAUCUGAAAUACAGAUGGAUAGCUUAGAAGUUUAUGCUAUGCAACGCAUGGAGAGACUGAAGCAAGUUAGCAUGGACUCCUUAGAUGUAGACCCAAACGAUUUUGCCAAAGACUCCCUUGAUUAUUACGCUGAACAGGACAAUAAAUUAUACGCUAAAACUUCUAAAGAUCAACUCAAUCUUAAACUCGCUAGAAAUGACUUGUCAAAACCAUCACAUAGUAGGCAAAGUGACACAAAGGAAAAUAUCUCCCCAGAAAUAAGCGAAGAGAUAAAAAAGUAUAAAAACAUUGAAAGAAAGAUAGAAAUUAUUAACAAAUUGGUCGAAAUGGAAGAAAAGAGGAUUCUACAAGAGAAGAUACUUAAAGAAUGGAGAAUGAGACCCUUAAAAGCUAACAUAAAUGACGGGAAAGGCGUAGUCAAGCUAUUAUCUAGAAAAUUCGAAAAACUAGCAACGAAACAAUCUUCUACUGUACACAAUUUCGCUUCUUUAACACUAGAAGAAGCUGAUACGGAUACCGACACGGCUUCAGAAAAUAAAGAAAUAAAAAGAAACCUAAGUCUACCAGACAUUCUAGAUUCAGAUCAAAUCGGUGGCCUAGUCACGGUCGGUAGAGAUUUAACUAACGAAUGUGGUAACACAGAACCUACAGAAGAUGUUAAAUUGAACAAUGCAUUUCAACCAGAAGUAGGUACUGCACCUAGGAGUUUAAAACAGAGAGUUUACAACGAAAUGGUAAUACCGAAAACCGACGUACACUUGGACAGUGAAAAUUACGAAUCAUCGACCACGAGCUCAAGUUGCACGAAUUCCCCAAAAAGACUAUCUUUUUACGGUUUUAAUAGACCUAAGACCCCAUUUCGGAAAAUGAUCAGGGUUCCAACACCGCGGUUGUGUAUGGAAAAUAGACUAUUUUCCCAGAAAAUUAGACCCGUGCUGUGUACGCCUAGGGGUUCUUGUUUAGCGAAAAGGGUUCCGAUACAAAAUCCGGUUUUGCCAUCAAAAUUUUCUCCGAGUCAAGGUCAAACCUCGAAGCCUUCGACUCCUCAGAAUGGCUCCAAUUCCAAGUCUCCAGGGAACUUCGUGAGACCAGCUCCUAGGUAUACCAAUAAGUCGAAUAUGACCAGGAGUUCCAGUGUUGGAGUGCUCAAUCAGAGCGACUCAGAGUCCGAUCCCCAACCCUCACGACAGCAACCAAACAGGUCGCAAGGGCUGAUGAGGCCAACCAUAUCUUCGCUGAACAAAGCCGCAGCCAACACAGCCAGGAGACGUGGCCUCGCCAACGCUUACAGUGCAGUGAGCCUCGCGACCGGAGCUCACGAGGAGUCCAGCUCGGAGGCUGAGGACAGGAACAACGGAGACGGCACCGCUCCGCCGCGGCCCCGGGCCUCCUCCGUCGACCAUAAUCAGAGGAGGAUAGGUCGCAGCGGCAGUGAGCGAGACCUGUCAGCGAAGGCCAGAGAGGUGACGGCCAGACUCACUGCCAACACCCGGCAGAGGCCGAAACAGGAGCCGCCGGCUGAAGCCAACUUAUCGUCGUCCCAGCUGUGCUCGGCGCUGACGGAGCAACUGACGAAGACGGCCAGCAAGGUGGUGCAGCUGUACGCCAGUCUGCAGCGGGAACCCAACGCCGCGGCCGACAUCAGCGGUCUCGAAGCAGCGAUCCUGGAGACUCAGAAAGUGUUGCGCAGCGCGGUGAGCCGGGCACAGAACGGCGACCAGGCGCUCAGCAGCCUGUCCUCCACCGACGGGGACUACCGCCUGCAGCCGCCGCUCGACCACCUCGUCGCUAAAGACGCGGCGAACUCCAGCAACCCAGCCAUGUCCCUCAUAGAACAAUAUUCGGACAUACUUCUGAACAUGAUGCAGACCAAGAUGGUGAGCCAGUUCAACCAGCCCCAGAGCCUACCGCCCAACACGAGGGAUCCCGCCGGAGAGAGCUAGUGAACACCAUGUGUCGUGAACAAGAAAAACUAUAAAAAUGUGACUUUAAUGUGAAAUAUAGUGUUAAAACUGUGCGUGAUGUGAGAAGUGUGGUUUAACUGUGGAUUAUUGAAAAGGUGGGUGUGUUUUUGAUGUUUGUAGUCUUGGUUAAGUAAUUUUAAACAAUAGGAAUGAUGACAUCCGUCAGUUAGGUAAUGAAAAAAUAUUAGACGCGUAUUUUUUUUGUCAUGUAAGAUAAUAAUACUUAGAUAAAAUUAAUCAAACUUCAGGAUUGGGAGCUAAUACGUCAUUUCUACUUAUAAAAUGUACCUGGAAGUGACGUCACGCGAUAUUUCAAACCAAUAUAUCGUCGAAAGUAUUUGUUUCUGUAAGAAAAUAAAAAAUCCGUAUCUAAUAUUUUAAAAUAAUCUGCAAGGCGGACAUUAAAAUAAAAACAAGUCAUCUACCCCUAUUCUGCCCUACCUCUAAAGACACCAAGCAAGCAUAAUGAUAUUAAUUAAAAAUGUUCCACAGUUAAAUCACAUUUCUAUAUAAAAGUUGAUGUUAACUUAACUAAAUUAAAGUUAAAUACGUUAACUACAGACCUCUACUUGCGGGGUCAUUUUUAACCAAAAUAUUGUUAAAACUACUUAAUUAAAGUAAGCGUCCACAGACCCGCAUCGCACGUAUCGCACGCAUUCCGUAUGACGUCAUCAGCACGCAACGUAUGUGGGCAUUGCCGAUGAUGCGGUCCGUACGAUGCGGAUCAGUGGACGCUGUUGUAUGAGUUUCUAUACAAGACAAACUAAAAUCCGUUGCGUGCGAUGCGUCCGAUACGGGCCUGUGGACGAUUACCUUUAUCAACUUAUAAUUCAAACAUCGAUCGGUAAUAGUUCUGUCCAAUGAUAUUAAUCGAGUAAUCGAUUCGAUAAAAUAACGAGUUUAAGUAAUAAGACGGUUUAAACAAGUGAUAUCGAAGUAACUUUUAAUGUUUUAAUGUAUUUGUAUGGUACUUUAGAAGUGUGUAAACAUCAGCUCGUGUAGUGUAGAUGUCCAGUCAACAAGGAUGUAGCGAGGUUGACUGUCCAGGCGACACACGUACUUAGGUAUCGUCAUGAGCUAAUGUUCACAUGUAAAACUCGCUAAAAUUCCUACCUCAUUUGCUGAGCGAUAUUAAACUUUAUUCCAAUCACAAUAAAGAUUUCUACAGUACCAUAUGUAAAUAUUUAAGAAAAAAAACAUAGUAAAUUAACACGUGAGAAUGUAAAUAACGAUUUUUUAUUAAUUAAUUAUGUAAUUAGGUACAUUUGUCAAUUUGUAUCUUUAAAAAUUAAAUGUCCAAGAAAAAGUCGUUAAAAUUAAAAACAAAUCGAGAAUGCUGCCAUCUACAAAAUAUUGUUAUUAAGAUCAGCGCCACCUAUGUUGUGUCGAACGAACUAUUGGUGGAGAAACAUUGGAUAUAUACAAGAAUUCGUCUAUUUAUUGAUUUUUUUUGUGCCCACGCGCUUAUAUGUUCUGUAUGUGUGUGUAACUAUUUUUAUAUUAGCGUUCCGCCCAUAGUUUAUCUGAUUAUUUAUUAAAGACCAGAUCUUAAUCUAUCUGUAUGCCAAAUUAUAUCUAAAUCCGUUCAGUAGUUUACGUUAAACGUGUAACAAACGCUCAAUCUCGCAAACUUUAUCAUUUAUAAAUACAAAGGAACUUACCAUGAGGUGACUCGUCUGCUCGUUUGCCACCUAUUCCAUAAAAAAAUCUAUUUUUGUUCCAAAUAUUUUAAUUAUAGGAACUCUUAUUUCUUUCUCCCCCCCUAUCAGACGUCAUCACAUCACAAACUCCUUUCUCUUACUUCUAUCACGCCUUACAAAUAAAUCCAUACCUAAUUGAUUUAUUAUAUUCACCUAAAUAUAUUUUUGAAUUACAAUAGGAAUAAUGACGGGGUAUGAAAAUUAAAAAUCUAUUUAGUCCGUCAGUUAGGUAAUGAAAAAAUAUUAGACACGUAUUUUUUUUUUAUUUUGUCAUGUAAGAUAACAAUACUUAGGUAAAACGAAUCAAAGUUUAGGAGUGGGAGCUAACUACGUCACUAUAGAGUAUAAAACGUACUCUAAAGUGACGUCACGAGAUAUUUCUAACCGAUAUAUCUUCGAAAGUAUUUGUUUCCGUAAGAAAAUAAAAAAUACGUGUGUAACGUUUUAAAAUAAUCUACAAGACAGAAUAAAAAUAAAAAUUAGUCAUCUCCCCCACCCCCUAUUUUACAACGCGUAUUCUUGACAGAACUUUUUUUCAUGAAAAAAGUAUCUUGUUUGAGUACUGCGUUGUAUAAACCAAUUUUUUAAAAUUAAUUACAAUUUCAAAUUGUGCCCCCUUUUAAGGGAAUUGACCAAUAUAAUUAUUAUCUUAUUGCAUUUAAUUCAAUCAUUCCAAAUAUUAAUUUAUAUAAUAUAAUAAUUAGACAAAAGGAUUUGGAAAUAAAAUCACCAAUAUAACAGUUUUUGUCAUAUGUCAUACGGUAUAUUAUGGCGAUAGACUCACCCCCUAUUACAUGGGACUCAUAAAAUAACUGAUGAAAAGCAUUUAUUUAUUUAUCAAUGAAUCCUAAUUCUCUUGAAAAUUUUGUAUACAAUUUUGUCUCGAUCCGACCUGUUGCAAGUUCGACUACUGAGCUCAAAGACAUAACUUCGAUUCUUUUUUCUAUUUCAUUUACACAAUAUAUGUACCAACUAUCUAUCUUAUUUCCAAAAUUCUGUGACUGAAAAUACCAUUCCUCACUACCGCACUCAGAGACAUUUAAUGCUUACUUAAACUAUUCCUAAGUAACGAUUUUGUAUCGAAAACAAUUGCUAAGGGCUGGGUUAAAUUUUAUAAUUUAUUUAUUCACUAAGACAACAAUUGGUCCAUAAAAUUGGUUAAUAAGUAAUACUUAAAAUCUACAUUAGUAUACAUGUUUAAAAUUAUAUGAAAAUAGUUAAGUAACCAUUGAAUUACUUUGCGCGCGGCAGUUAGACAAUAUAAAAAAGACAACACUAUAACUGCAUCUUUGGCUGAAACUCCCCCUUUUAAAACCUAAAGGCAAACCCGUAUUAUCCCUAAGACGCACUAACCAAGUCCGUAGCGUGUCAGGCUACAGAGCCGCGCGUGUACAACUGUACAUAGAGUGGCGCGGACUACAUACUACAGGGACAUGGGGGGCUGUCUAGGGCGCUUUCUAGGCUUAAUCCCCUCUGCCUAAAAGUCAAUGCCAAAAUGUCUUCUAAUAAAUCCCCGAUAGAUCUAUCUGGCAGAUAAAACACUACAUUUAUUUCUACAUAUCAGUUGAAUUAUGUUAAAGUAUAAUUGUCACAAAAUAAUUAUGUAGUUUAAAUACAAGUUAUUGUUAUUAUGACUAUUUUAAUAAGCGAAAAUACAUGAAGUACUUUAAAAUUUCAAGAAAAUAGCGUAUUUUUUUUUAGAAGGCCGGUAACGCACCUGUGACUCCUCUGGUGUUACGGGUGUCCAUGGGUGGCGCUGAUCGCUUACCAUCAGGUGACACGUCUGCCCAUUUGCCCUCUAUUUCAUAAAAAAUCUAGUAGGUAUGGUUUGAAAGCAACCAAAAUCUAAGAUUGAAAACCUACUUGUAAUAAUCUGGGUGUCUUCAAGGCCCGAGUGAAUAGGUUGCUUAUGUAGGCAUGCUCCAUCGUAGGCCGCAUCGUGGAGGGGGGAUCUUACCAGGGAAGAUACCUCAUUACUCAUUACCAAUAAAAUCUAUUAUUUUUAGCCAUGGUUGUCCCACUGCAGGGCAAAGACCUCCCUACCCUCCUUCCACUCCUCUCUGCAGAGCUUUCUGCUUCCAAUCCUUAUCGUAGGUGUCAAUACAAUCAUGCUUAUUAAAAUAGUUAUACCAAACAAAAAAAAUCUGAAAUGUUACGCUUAAAAAUAUGUGUAUAAUCACAUUAUUCAAUAUCAUGUAUUUUAUGUUGCUUUUGUGAAUAUAAAAUAUCACUAUUAUGUUUUAUUUAGUGGUUCUUCGAAAACUAUUGAGAACUAAUUUAUUAACGCCCGAAUACUCAAACGCUACUCAAUUUUAAGUUGUACUUCAAAAUCGUGCUAUCUCUGUCAUUUACAGAACUACAUUUGAGAGCGUCUUAAAAUUGAGUAGCGUUUGAGUAUUCGGGCAUAAGUCUGAUAGGUCAUUGCUUGGCUGUGGGGCUUGUUUACAUGUGGUCUACACUCCACACUAAGUAAUCGGGUUGGAGAUUGCUUACCAUCAUAAUAACUGAGCUUUGUCUACAGUAGGUUUAUAAUUUUGUAUCUCCACUCUUGGCUUACUGGUUGAAGAUCGGUUAGCAUCUCAGUUGCUCAUAUUGGAUUAUUUUGCCAACGUUUGAGGUUAGAAUUUGAUCUCUACGGUUGAUUAUCGGGUUAGAGAUUGCGUAGCAUCUUAAUAACUGAUGUCGCAUACCUAUAAGAUAUCAAAAUUAAUUUGAAGAAUCACAAUUUUUUAUUUAAAAUACAAAAAUCUUUGUGAAUCUUGUCCAAAGAAAUAAUAUGUACAUUGUAAUAAUAUAUUGAUCGAAUUUAAACUAUUUUUUUUUUAGUUCAAAUGUCUUCACUACCAAACAACGGGUUUGAUUUCGGGUCGAGCAAAGUAUUGUUAGAUUUUUCGUUAUAUGGACUCUAGAAUUGUGCCUGAUUAUAUGAUAUAUCCUUGGCAAAAAUGUUAAUUUUAAUAUCAUGUAUGAAAGCAACUGCCUACCUCUUCAUGGAUGAAAAGCCGUGAAGUUUUAUGAGGCUUAUCAUCGAAUACUCAAACGCAACUCAAUUUUAAGACGCUCUCAAAUGUAGUUCUGUCACUAUCAAUUCUUUAUAAAAUGACAGAGAUAGCACGAUAUUUAAGUACAACUUAAAAUUGAGUAGCGUUUGAGUAUUCGGGCAUUUUUCUCAAAAUUCAGACAUUUGGUUUCAUCAAUUAAUAAUAUAGCUAUAAUUCGAUCAAAUAAUAUAUAUCACAAUCGCUUAUUAAAAAGUAACCUUUUUUUUGUAAAUAAAUUAAAUGUAUGACUCAAUUUUUGUUAAAAAUGUAUGUAGUACCAAUAUAAUAGGGGAAACCGAGGUUGGUUGUCAAAGAGACAAAUGCCGUAUCAUCAAUCCCUUUAAUCCCAUAAUCCCCCUAAUACCCCAAUCCCCACAAUCCCACAAUCCCCCAAUCCCCAAAACACCACUUAAAUUCCUAACCGUCAAACGGCCGGCAAUGCAACUUGUAACGCCUCUGGUGUUUCAAGUGUCCAUGGGCGGCGGCGAUUGCUUACCAUCACCGUAAUACAAUCAGCCCCGGUUUCCCCUAUUUCCUAUUAAAUAAUUCAAUUUUAUUUGCCAUGUAUGUAAAAGACUAAUUUUUUAAGACCCUAUGUACUAGACAUUAUGUAAUAAUUUCUAAGUUAAUUCGUAUAAAUAAUGAUUUUCUAGUGUUUUUUUUUUUAGUUGUUCGACCCUGUAUUUUAUUCUGUAUAGCGAAGCGAUAGCACACUAAUUUUUAAUGUAGGUGAAAUAAAAAUAUUCAAAUUUA
Messenger RNA from Spodoptera frugiperda (fall armyworm), 14266 nucleotides. It is a transcript of the gene Wdr62, whose product is annotated as mitogen-activated protein kinase-binding protein 1. Gene Ontology annotation, biological process: regulation of mitotic cell cycle; mitotic spindle organization. The record is from RefSeq and is a predicted model, not a curated record. The transcript has 35 exons. Lineage: Eukaryota; Metazoa; Arthropoda; Insecta; Lepidoptera; Noctuidae. Gene Ontology annotation, cellular component: mitotic spindle. Bases 859 to 8751 code for a protein of 2630 amino acids. Gene Ontology annotation, molecular function: protein binding.